Perca fluviatilis (European perch) is the source of this 2386-nucleotide messenger RNA. RefSeq lists its product as uncharacterized. The record is from RefSeq and is a predicted model, not a curated record. Gene Ontology annotation, biological process: DNA integration. The coding region runs from base 191 to 2386 and encodes 731 amino acids. The transcript has a single exon. Lineage: Eukaryota; Metazoa; Chordata; Actinopteri; Perciformes; Percidae. Gene Ontology annotation, molecular function: nucleic acid binding.
AGGCAUUUUAUCAGUCGUGAAUUCCAUCUACGACCCCCUUGGCUUUUUGGCUCCCGUCAUCUUGCCUGCUAAACUCCUGCUGAAAGAUCUUUGUAAAGAACAAUACGGAUGGGACGAGAACAUUGGCGGAAAACACGCUGAAGAUUGGAAAGGAUGGAUCGAAGAUGUCAGUCAUCUCUCUACCUUCCAUAUGAGCAGGUGUUUGAAGCCUACAGAUUUUGGAUGCACUGCAGCAGCACAGUUACAUCAUUUUUCAGACGCUUCAGAGUCCGCAUACGGCACUGUCUCUUAUCUGCUGCUAGAGAAUAGUCAAGGUGAGAAGCGUUGUGCAUUCCUCAUGGGGAAGUCAAGAGUGGCACCACUCAAACUGGUCACCAUCCCCAGACUUGAGUUGACUGCAGCAGUUGUCGCUGUCAAAAUAGACAAGAUGUUACAUCAAGAGCUUCAAGUUCCUCUGCAACAAUCUAUUUUCUGGACAGACAGCACUACAGUGCUCCGAUACAUUGACAGUGAAACCGCUCGUUUCAAAACCUUCGUUGCAAACAGAAUCUCGUUGAUCCGAGAAGCAACCAAGCCAUCGCAAUGGAAGUACGUCAGAACAACGGAAAAUCCUGCAGAUCAAGCCAGCAGGGGCCUGAAAGCUAAGAGUUUGGUUCAAGGAGGAACAUGGAUCAAUGGGCCGGACUUCUUGCUGAACAAUGAAUGUGACUGGUCGGAACAGCCUGUGCGAAGGAAAGAAAGCCUUCAAAAUGAUCCAGAAGUCAAGAAGGGAGCUACAGUCAACAUGAUAAAGGUUGAAGAAAACAUGGAACCAAUUGACAAACUGAUCAACCAUUACUCGGACUGGCAUAAACUAAAAAGAUCAGUGGCCUGGAUUUUAAAGGUGAAGGAAAAUCUGUGGAAACUGAAAGAGGAAAGAAAGAAAAUAUCAAGAGCGAUCAGGCAAACUGAGAAGGACCCUGAAAAGGAAAGCUCAAAGUUAGAACAGCAAAUGAAGAAAUUCAAAACAACAGAAAAGAAAUCACUUACUUUGGACGACCUGGUUGCCGCAGAAUCAGAAAUAAUCCAAUGCAGUCAAAGACAACAGUUUGGAGAAGAUAUCAAACUACUGGAGAAAGGUAAACCGCUCAGUCGCAGCAGUCAGCUGUUCAAAUUGGAUCCAAUUCUUCAAGAUGGCAUGUUAAGGGUCGGCGGAAGACUCAACAAGUCUGCCAUGCCAGAAAAUGCUAAACAUCCAGCAAUUCUUUCAAAGCAAAGCAGAGUUGCUACACUGAUUUUGAGAGACAUACACAAAAGAACAGGACACUGUGGACGCAGUUAUGUAUUGGCAGAACUGAGAUGCAGGUAUUGGAUCCCACAAGCCAAUUCUGCAAUUCGAAAAAUAAUCAACAAAUGUACAGUGUGCCGCAGGAUUAAUGGAAAGGUUGGUGAGCAAAAAAUGGCAAACCUGCCUGAAGAUAGGCUCUUGCCAGAUAAGCCUCCCUUCACAAAUACCGGCGUUGAUUUCUUCGGGCCGUUUGAUGUCAAGCGGGGCCGGGGUACAGUCAAAAAGUACGGCGUGAUGUUCACUUGUCUCACUCUCCGAGCGGUGCACAUUGAAGUUGCAGAUAGCCUCGGCACAGACUCCUGCAUUAAUGCAAUUCGUCGCUUUAUGUGCAGGAGAGGUCAAGUCACCAUCAUGCGUUCUGACAACGGCACAAAUUUUGUUUCCGCUGAAAGAGAGUUGAGAGAAGCCGUUCAACAGCUGGACAAUGACAAGAUUGAAAAAGCCUUGCAGCCAAAGGGAAUAAAGUGGAUAUUCAACAGCCCGGCCGCUUCACACCAAGGCGGAGUUUGGGAACGACAAAUUCGGACUGUGCGAAGAAUUCUCAACUCCCUUUUGAAAGAGCAAGCAGUGACUGAUGACUGUCUUCUGACAAUAAUGUGCGAGGUUGAAAGCAUCAUCAACGGCAGGCCGCUUACAACUGUUUCAGAUGAUGUGAACGACGUAGAACCUCUAACACCCAAUCACUUAUUGCUGUUGAAAUCUCAACCCAACAUGCCUCCAGGGAUUUUCAGCAAAGAUGACAUGUACACAAGAAAGAGAUGGAAGCAAGUCCAAUAUCUUGUGGAUUUGUUUUGGACUAGAUGGACGCGUGAAUACCUUCCACUUCUUCAGGAGCGCCAGAAAUGGCUGAAGCCAAGAAGAAACUUCAUGACGGGAGAUGUUGUGCUACUAGUGGACAGUUCUUCCCCACGGAACUCCUGGCUCAUGGGAAAGAUAGUGGAAACGUUGCCGGACUCCAAUGGAACAGUGCGAAGAGUGAAGAUAAAGACCAAGACCAGCACUCUGGAAAGGCCUGUAAACAAACUGUGCUUGUUGGAAGAGGCGACAUCAGAAGAGUGA